UGCACAAAGAGGGAGGAAGCAAAAAUGGAUGAAGAGUUAAAGAACUUCAUCAAGGUAUGGACUCUAGCAGUAACCUCUCUUUGCUAUUGUUUUUACAUAUCAGCAAAAAUUCCUAGUGGUCUAUUGAGGUUUCUCUCUCUUGUCCCAAUCUUCUACUUCUUCACCAUCCUCCCCUUGAAUCUCUCUUCUUUCCAUCUUUGUGGUGUUACAUCUGUUUUGCUUUCUUGGCUUGCCAAUUUCAAGCUUCUUCUCCUCUCCUUUGACCAAGGCCCCUUAUCAUCCUCAUCUCCAAAACUGUUCCAUUUCAUCUCCAUAGCUUGUCUCCCCAUAAGAGUCAAACACCAAGAAUUCCCUAAAAGUUCUAAAACCAACCUCACAAACAAAAACCCAUCUCCCCAAAAUCUCCAACAACAAUUGGGUUUGAGCAUUGGUAUUGCUAGAUUUGUUUUAUUGGCUGUCAAGGUGAUUCUUCUUGUAUUGAUAUUUCACAGCUAUAACUAUAGAGAUCGUAUACACCCUUAUGUGUUAUUGGCUAUAUAUUGCUGUCAUGUGUACUUGGAAGCAGAGCUUCUUCUAGCCUUGAUAGUAAUCCCAGCUCGAAUCCUUCUUGGAUUUGAGCUCGAGAGGCAGUUCAACGAGCCCUACUUAGCCACCUCUCUCCAAGACUUUUGGGGUCAAAGGUGGAACCUCGUAGUUUCAGGUAUUCUACGGUUAACUGUAUACAAGCCAAUACGGUAUACUAUUGGGAAGAGAUGGGCUCCACUCUAUGCUGUGUUUGCCUCUUUUAUGGUGUCAGGUUUAAUACACGAAUUGCUGUAUUAUCACGUGACACGAGUGCCUCCGACGUGGGAGGUCACGUGGUUUUUUGUGUUACAUGGGAUGUGCACGGUUGUUGAGAUGGCUGUCAAGAAGGUUGUGACCGACAAGUGGGGGUGGCGGUUGCAUCCAGUGAUAUCAACGCCCUUGACGGUGGCGUUUGUGGGGCUGACUGGUGUUUGGUUGUUCUUCCCACAACUAAUAAGGAAUGGCGUCACUGAUAAAGCCAUAAGAGAAAUGUCAAUUUUAGUUGAUUUCCUUGCGCGGAACGUGGUUGCUUCUAAGUUCAAAUAUUCAUAGGCGAUAUUGAUAGUCGAGCUUAAUUUGUUUGUUUAUCUGAGAUUCAAAAGUUAAAUCAUAUCUUUUGGUGUGCAUUUGAUGUUUGGGAAACUUAAUGCAACCACAUGGAAAUUACAUCUUUGCGUUCGAUUUGCACACUAUGCAAAUUAAUUGUUUAUUUCAACAAUAUGUUUUGUCUUUUACUUACCAA
Tripterygium wilfordii is the source of this 1306-nucleotide messenger RNA. Its product is annotated as probable long-chain-alcohol O-fatty-acyltransferase 5. Bases 25 to 1116 code for a protein of 363 amino acids. Lineage: Eukaryota; Viridiplantae; Streptophyta; Magnoliopsida; Celastrales; Celastraceae. Gene Ontology annotation, biological process: lipid metabolic process. The transcript is spliced from 2 exons. The record is from RefSeq and is a predicted model, not a curated record.